This is a messenger RNA of Phodopus roborovskii (desert hamster), 1064 nucleotides long. It is a transcript of the gene A4gnt, whose product is annotated as alpha-1,4-N-acetylglucosaminyltransferase. Gene Ontology annotation, molecular function: acetylglucosaminyltransferase activity. The transcript has 2 exons. Gene Ontology annotation, biological process: protein O-linked glycosylation. The coding region runs from base 39 to 1064 and encodes 341 amino acids. Lineage: Eukaryota; Metazoa; Chordata; Mammalia; Rodentia; Cricetidae. The record is from RefSeq and is a predicted model, not a curated record.
CUGUGUUGCUUAAAAGAGAGGCUGGAGAGCUGAAGGACAUGCUGAAGGAACUCCAUCUCUCCCUGUCACUGGUCCUGGUGUUUGCCUGUGGCCUGUUAUACCAGCUCACCCUGAGGUCUCACUGCUUCUUUGCUGGCCUGCCUCUAUUCACAUCUCCACAGGGGCCAGAAGACCUCUUGAGAAAUGGACGAAGCAUCGUGUUCAUAGAGACUUCUGAAAGAGUGGAGCCACCUCCACUGGUCACCUGUGCUGUGGAGUCUGCUGCCAAAAUCUACCCAGAGCAGCCGGUCAUCUUCUUUAUGAAAUGGCUCAGCAAUGCCACACAGCUGACUUCAAACGUCAGCUCCCCAGCCUUCUCCCUGCUCUCGGCCAUAGACAAUGUUUUCUUUGUCCCUUUGGACAUGAAAAAGCUGUUUGAAGACACACCUUUGUUUUCAUGGUACACCAAAGUCAACAGCAGUACUGAGAAAUACUGGCUCCAUGUCAGCUCAGAUGCAUCCCGACUGGCUAUCAUCUGGAAAUAUGGUGGCAUCUACAUGGAUACCGAUGUCAUCUCCAUCAGGCCCAUCCCUGAGGAGAACUUCCUGGCAGCUGAGGGUUCCCGGCACUCUAGUAAUGGGGUAUUUGGGUUCCUCCCCCACCACCCCUUCCUGUGGGCUUGCAUGGAGAACUUCGUUGAGCAUUACAACUCAGGCAUCUGGGGCAACCAAGGGCCUCAUCUGAUGACAAGGAUGUUAAAGGUGUGGUGCAGACUUCAAGACUUCCAAGAGCUGAGUGACCUCAAGUGUCUGAAUAUUUCCUUCCUUCACCCCCAGAGGUUUUAUCCUAUCCCCUAUCCACAGUGGAGGCGCUACUACCAAGUGUGGGACACAGAGCCGAGCUUCAAUAACUCUUAUGCGCUGCAUUUGUGGAACUACAUGAACAAAGAAGGCAGGACUGUGGUUAGAGGAAGCAACACCCUGGUGGAAAAUCUCUACCGAAAGCACUGUCCUAAAACUUACAAGGUUCUGAUUCAAGGUGUAGAAGGGACAGUGUCCAGGGAGCCAGGUACAGGUAACAGAUAG